This is a messenger RNA of Lathyrus sativus (Indian pea), 537 nucleotides long. The record is from the annotation of a GenBank genome assembly. Lineage: Eukaryota; Viridiplantae; Streptophyta; Magnoliopsida; Fabales; Fabaceae.
AUGGCCAUCUUCAAGUAUCACCAGUACCAGGUUGUGGGGAGAGGUCUUCCCACUGAAACCGAUGAACAUCCUAAGAUCUACCGGAUGAAAUUGUGGGCCACCAAUGAGGUGCGUGCCAAAUCCAAGUUCUGGUAUUUUUUGAGGAAGCUGAAAAAGGUCAAGAAAAGCAAUGGGCAAGUUCUUGCCAUCAAUGAGAUUUAUGAGAAAAACCCUACAAAGAUUAAGAACUAUGGAAUAUGGCUGCGAUACCAGAGUCGGACCGGAUAUCACAACAUGUACAAGGAAUACCGCGACACUACACUAAAUGGCGCUGUUGAAUCUAUGUACAACGAAAUGGCAUCACGUCAUAGAGUCAGGCAUCCAUGCAUUCAGAUCAUCAAGACUGCUACAAUCCCAGCCAACCUUUGCAAAAGGGAGAGCACUAAGCAGUUUCACAACUCCAAAAUCAAGUUCCCAUUGGUGUUCAAGAAGAUUAGGCCCCCGACCAGGAAGCUCAAGACAACAUACAAGGCAACAAAACCAAACAUGUUUAUGUAA